Molecule: messenger RNA, 1356 nt
Organism: Sphaeramia orbicularis (orbiculate cardinalfish)
Lineage: Eukaryota; Metazoa; Chordata; Actinopteri; Kurtiformes; Apogonidae
Product: bryoporin-like
Exons: 4
Coding region: 1-852 (283 amino acids)
Biological process (GO): pore complex assembly; monoatomic cation transport; cytolysis in another organism
Cellular component (GO): pore complex
Molecular function (GO): channel activity
Source: RefSeq, a predicted model, not a curated record
AUGGCAAACCUCCAGGUAUAUGUCAAGAAGAUGGCCGCCGAUGACCAACUGCUUUGCGAAUGCCUCAGGCAACAAAAGCCCAGUAAGGACGAGGAGCCCGAGGGGCUAUCAUGGAAGGACAAGCCCCUGCAUGGCAUGUACCGCCGGCAAAUUGAGGAAGUGGCUGAUAUCGAGGAAACAUACCAGCGGCUGGAAAAAGCUGGACUGAAAGACAGCACAGAGGCGCUACUCAUGGGGAUCAAGGACAGCCAUUUUACAGAAGUAAACACUACUAUCACAGAUUGUGUUCAGACUGUUCUGAGAUUCACCAUUGCCAUGGCAUCUGCAGCUGUGGCGGCAGCCAUCGCCGCUGGUGAAGCAAUUGUUAAAAUGAUUCCAACAUAUCGCCAGUGCGCCAUUUGUAUUGACAAUAAAACCAAAAACUACAUCCUCUCCGAACCCAGGAUGUACACUUACAGUGGACAUUGCAAGGAACCUCUGACACCUGUGAUUGGCCCUUCUGAUGGCGGCGGUGGUGUGUUCGUCAAGACAAGUUACACAGCAUGUGGGUCUGUCGGCGUCAUCACUUACGAUCUUCAGAGACAGGAUACAGGGCAAACUGAGAAGAUUGCGCUCAUGUUCUCUGUGCCUUUUAAUUUCAACUUUUAUUCCAACCUUUACGCAGUGGGAAUCUUUGACGAAAACACACCAUGUAAUUAUGACCUGUAUAAAAAGAUGUAUUACGAUUCUGGCCCGUUUAUCAGAGGUAAAGCGAGGGAUGGGGAAAUCAGGUAUGGUGACAGCGAUGUAAAUGUCAUAGCGACAAUGUCAGAUGAGUACACGCCUGUUAUCAAACUGCAAAUAUUUGACUGAGUCAAGUUUUAAUGAGUGCCAAUGGGAGGGAGAGUACAGCACAUUCUGGCAAACUGUAAAACCAAAGAAAUACACACAAAAAUGUCAUAUAAAAAAGACAAUGCACUUUUUGUGUAGAUACUGAGAGGGAUAUAGAUCAUUUUAUUAACACAGUAAUGGUAUAUAUUAUGAUAGACAAUGUUUAGUAAAUUCAGUGGGGACAAUGAUUAAAAAAUCAAUAUUAUACUUUACAUUUGAUUAUUUUACUAUAAGCCUACUGUAACUCCACCUUAACCCUUUCACUGACGAACAGGAUGUUUUGCUUACAGUUAUACUUCUAUCAUAAGCAUUUGAAAGUGUUAAUACCCUGAAAAGGUUUUGCUUGUGGCUAAAACACAACCCAAAUUGCUCAACGUUGGCUCAAAUAUACCUCUACCCUAACCAAAACUUCCAUGAACUUUCACUGAAGGUUAGGGUUACAUAAAUAGAUUGGACAUUAAAAAACUGGAGAUGAUGGCUUAAACC